AUGACGCAGGAGGCCUUCGACAGGAGUGUGGAGGAGGCACAGGCGUGGAUGGAGGCUGUGCAGCAGCGGCUACAGGUCAGCGACAACACGCAGGGACCCCGAGCCGCGCUGGAGGCCAGGCUGCGAGAGACAGAGAAAAUAUGCCAAGUGGAGCCGGAGGGGCACCUCAAGGUGGAGCUGGUGCUGAGCGCAGCGGAAGCCCUGCUGGCCUGCUGCCCCGAGGACCAGAGGCCUGCGAUCCUGGCCCGACUCAGGGACGUGAAGGCCCAGUGGGAGGAGACGGUUACCUACAUGGUUCACUGUCACAGCCGCAUCGAGUGGGUCUGGCUGCACUGGAGCGAGUACCUGCUGGCCCGAGAUGAGUUCUACCGCUGGUUUCAGAAGAUGAUGGCGACCCUGGAGCCCCAGGUGGAGCUGCAGCUGGGCCUGAAGGAGAAGCAGUGGCAGCUGAGCCAUGCCCAGGUGCUGCUGAACAACGUGGACAACCAGGCGGUUCUCCUGGACCGGCUGCUGGAGGAGGCGGCCUCCCUGUUCAACAGGAUCGGGGACCCCAGUGUGGACGAAGAGGCUCAGAAGAGGAUGCAGGCCGAGUACGAUGCUGUGAGGCUCAAAGCGCAGGACCGGGUGGAUCUCUUGCAGAAGAUGACCCAGGAGCAUGCGCAGUACCAGGCGGACCUGGACGAAUUCCAGCUGUGGCUGCAGGCGGUGAUGUCGAGAGUGGACGGCUGUCUGGGCCAUGCGCGUGAACUGACCACCCAGCACCGCCUCUCCAUCCUGCAGGACCUCGCCAAAGAGCUGCCCACAGGUGAGCAGUCCCUGACGAAGCUGGAGGAACAGUCCCUAGGGGUCAUCCGGAACACCUCUCCUUUGGGGGCAGAGAAGAUCACCGGUGAGCUGGAGGAGCUGCGGAAAUAUCUGGAAAAGCUGCGAGGCCUCUGUGUGGAGGAGGAGGAGAGAUUCCAGAGCGUGCUCAAGUCCCAGGGUGCCUGUGAGCAGCAGAUCAAGGAGCUGGAGGCAGAGCUCGGAGAGUUCCACAAGGGGCUCCAGAGGCUGACUGAGGAGGACCUGCAGCCCUCAGCGACAGGGGCCUCUGAGGAUGAGCUGGUGGCCCGCUGGAGACGGUACUCGACAAUGCGGGCGACGCUGGCGGCUGAGGAGCCCCGGGUAGACCGGCUGCAAGCCCAGCUGAAGGACCUUCUCGUCUUCUCCCAAGACCUGCGGCCGCUGUCCGACGGUGUGGUGGCAGCCCUGCAGGAGUACCAGAGCAUGAAGGGGAAGACCACCAGGCUGCGUAACGCCGCGGGCGUGGAGCUGGAGCAGCGCCUCCGGCGGCCCCUGCAGGACGUGCAGCUGUGGAGGGAGCUGGCCCAGAGGCUCCUGGACAUCACCGCCAGCCUGCCAGACCUGCCUUCCAUCCACACCUUCCUGCCCCAGAUCGAGGCCGCCCUGGCUGAGAGCUCCCGCCUGAAGGAACAGCUGACCAUGCUGCAGCUGAAGACAGACCUGCUGGGCAGUGUGCUGGGCCAGGAGCCAGCCACGGGCCUCCUGGAGCAGGUGGGGAGCGCCGUGAGGGACCGAGACCUGCUGCAUAACAGCCUCCUGCAGAGGAAGAGCAAGCUGCAGAGCCUGCUCUCCCAGCACAGGGACUUUGGGGCGGCCUUCGAGCUCCUGCAGAAGCAGCUGUCCGCCCUGCAGGCCAGGGUGCAUGCUGAGCACGGCCUCCAGCCAGAUCUUCCCAUGAAGAAGGCCCAGCUCUCCAGGCUGCAGGGGCUGCAAGAAGAGAGCCUGGACUUGGGGGUGCAGAUGGAGGCAGUGAGGCCUCUCAUUCAAGGGAACCCCAACCACCAGCACAAAAUGGACCAGCUCGGCUCUGACUUCCAGACACUGCAGCGGUCCCUGGAGAACCUCAUGGAGUGGAGCCGGCAGGCUGUGCGGGAACACUCGGCCUUUAGUCUCAAGGUGCUGGAACUGUGCCAGGGGGUGUCCGAACUCACCCAGAAACUGGAAGCUCAGCGGGGCGACGCGGGCCCUUGUAGCCUGGAGGCCCGAGAGGCUGAGAUCGAGAGGCUGCUGGCCGAGCUCCCUGAGAAGGAGGCCCAGCUGUCUCUGACAGAGGCCCGCGGUCGCCUGGUCAUGGAGGGAUCUUCCCCGGAAGGGGCAGUGGUGGUCCGGGAGCAGCUGGAGGAGCUGGCUGCAGCGUGGCGGGCCCUGCGGCUGCAGGAGGAGCGACUGCUGGGCCUCCUCAGGGACCAGAAGGUGCAGGGGACACAGGUGGAUGCCGGAAAGAGAGCCGUGUUCACCAACAACAUCCCCAAGUCGGGCUUUCUCAUCAACCCUCUGCAUCCCGUUCUCAGGCAUCGACGCCAGGGAAAUCCACUCCAGGAAGACAACAACCCGGAAGACUUCUCCCAGCUCCUGCAGGGCUUCGAGCGCUGGCUGCAGGAGGAGAACUCUAAGCUGGUUAGAAUCAUCUCUCUGAGAGCUGCCAAGGCCAAGGACCUGAGGGCCCAGCACAUGAAGCUGCAGGAGCUGGAGGCUCGGGUACCAGAAGGACAGCAUCUCUUUGAGAACCUCAUUCGUCACGGACCAGCACGGGGGACCUCAGAUGAGCUGGAGGACCUGCGCUACCGCUGGAUGCUCUACAAGUCUAAACUCAAAGACUCCAGCCACCUGCUGGCCCAGAGUCCUCCUGGGGAACUGACUGGAUUCCGAAAGGUCCAGCGGCGUGGCCUUGGCAGCCUCUCCCGGAAGGUGUGCUGUGCAGCGCUGCCCCUGCAGCUGCUGUUGCUGCUGCUGCUGCUCCUACUCUUCCUGCUCCCGGUCGGCGACGACGCGCGCAGCUGCACUGCCGCCAACACCUUCGCUCGCUCCUUCAAGCUCAUGCUGCACCACCAAGGGCCCCCACCCACAUAG
Molecule: messenger RNA, 2913 nt
Organism: Elephantulus edwardii (Cape elephant shrew)
Lineage: Eukaryota; Metazoa; Chordata; Mammalia; Macroscelidea; Macroscelididae
Gene: SYNE3
Product: spectrin repeat containing, nuclear envelope family member 3
Exons: 17
Coding region: 1-2913 (970 amino acids)
Biological process (GO): nuclear migration
Cellular component (GO): nuclear outer membrane; cytoplasm; meiotic nuclear membrane microtubule tethering complex
Molecular function (GO): actin filament binding
Source: RefSeq, a predicted model, not a curated record